UUUUGUGUUCUUUCCUUAAUUGAAUUGUGUAAAUUAACGUAUAAGUAAACUCGCCGGCCGGUCGGGUAGAAUCAGGCAGACCACAAAGAACAAAAGGCCAAUAGAGGAAUUUGUUUGCUAUGCAGAAAUUAUUCGAACCACUUAACUUGAUGAGCUGUCAGCAAUGAGCUCGAGAGCACGGAAACAUUUUUUCUUUAAUAAAAUGACUCAAAUUCAUAACACGAAAAUUGCCAGUUUAGCAUUGUUAUAAUAGAGAAAAACAUAAACUUAGGGCACAGAAUCGAGUCAUCUUGGAGUCAUCUUAGGAUUAAAACUUGGGGUGAACCUACUUUCUGUGAACCGGAACUUAGAAUUAUACUACUUAAAUGACAAUGUCAUUUAUUUACUGAGUUGAAGCUAUUUUACAGAGCAGUAAUCGAUAUGAGUUACAUUCCUGAAUGUUCUUAUUGCCGGCCGUUGACUAUGUUUAGGUUUAAAGAAUUACAUAACAAACUGUAUUUCACUUCGUUUGACUAUAGGUGAUGCGCUUAGCCAGGAAAGGAUUACGGAAACAUUUCCAGCUCUGCUCACAAUGAAGGAAAUAUCGAUGAAGAAGUCAGACAAAAGCCUCCUACCAUUACGAGGCAAAAUAUCUCCUCCAACGAUUUUAAACUGCGACAACCAUGCCAAUGAACAACCAUACCUCGAUAAGGAAACCGCUAAUGAUAUUUCCAAAAGAGAAAGGAUGUUUUCUGUAUCUUCGAGGAGUGCCUGUAGUUCCAAACAUGAUUCUAGUUUGUCUGAAGUGAGAUCCAUGACUCCUCCAUUUACACCACCGACGAACAAUGCAAAUGGGGAUCAAGGGUUCCUUGUAAGACGACCUUCGGAACAUUUUCUUGAAGUACUAGGAGAACAUAAAUCGAGGGAAACGCUGCCUAAGGUAUUGUCAGCCUCGUGUCUUCCUCCAUUGCGAAAUGCGUCUCAAGGAGAAGACACUAUCAAGAAGAAUCUUAAAGAUCUGAAGGGAGCUAAUGGUGUAAUGAAUAAUAAUUACGAUGGAACCUUUUCCCGCCCAGUUGCACCUGAUAACAACACAUUGCUUCUUGGACCUGGAGGUAGGAGAAGGAUGUCAACACCAAUUGGCGUUGAGAAAAAACAUCUUCGCAAAACGAAUUCUUUGCCUUUAAUCAAAACUGGCUUUGCACUUACAACGGGAACAGACUGUAUAAACGAUUCCGCCUUCCACAGGCACACAAAGUCCGCCUUCACAAGCCAGGAAAACAAAAUAGACGAAUGCGUCGACCACAUUCAAAAUGUAAAGAUCGAUGAAUAUUUAGACGAAGAAUUGUGCGACGAAGACGGAGUGAUCGAUCAGAACGAUGAUGAGGAGACAUUCGAAAAAUUCUCAAUGAUUUGCCAUUGGCUGAAAGACUGCGAAAAAGCUAAAAUCACUUAG
Molecule: messenger RNA, 1435 nt
Organism: Pocillopora meandrina
Lineage: Eukaryota; Metazoa; Cnidaria; Anthozoa; Scleractinia; Pocilloporidae
Source: the annotation of a GenBank genome assembly